AUGCGUUAUCGCAUGCUUGGUGGCUCGGAUAUAGAGACAAAUAAUCUUGAAGUUUCCAAGAUUCUUAAUCUCAUAUCAUGCACUUUGUCGGAAAAUGCUACUGUGGCUGAUAUUAAAACCAUGUUGAGCAGAAAUUGGGAGGUGAGAUCGAAGCAUAUUUCGAGAGAAAUAAAUAUUACGACAAAUAUAUUGGCCAAGAUGAUUCGUGAUCGAUCCGUUGGAGAACCCGUCUACAAUGAAUCACCAAGAGAUAGUGCAGCUUUGGUGCUACAAAAAGCUACUGAAACUCGAAUCUUUAUCACAUUUUCACUCAAAACCAUUCCAAUUGUGGCCACCCCAACCACCUACACCACCACCAAAACAUGGCCGCCGCCACUACCGUCCCAUGAUCAUAAUCAUCACCGCCACCACCCCACCAGCAUGUUAGGCCUCCAUAACAUCUUCCUUGUAGCUCCACAACCACCACCAACGUCACAGGAGAGCCACCAACCACAACAACAACAGCCGUCAUCGCCGCCGCCGCCGCCGCCGCCACCACCACAAGCCUUUUACCAGUACUACAACUUGACUGACACAAAUAUCUGGACUGCAAAGAGGAGCACGACAACCCAGGAAUCGCUACCGGUUUUCCAAAUGAAAGAUGGAGUCUUGACUAGUGUUGAAGAAGACGAUGAAGAAGAAGACGGUGGCGGCGGCAGUGGUUGUUUUAAGGUGUGUAGAGACUGUGGGAAUAGGGCGAAGAAGGAGUGUCGAUACAGCAGGUGUAGGACUUGUUGCAAGAGUAGAGGCUACGAUUGCGCGACUCACGUGAAGAGCACGUGGGUGCCUGCUGCUCGGAAAAAAGACAGGAAGGUGGUGCUGGUUGGGGAGGAGGACGGCGGUGGGUCUUCGGGAUCCUCCUCUUGCGGUGGUAAAAGGCAAAGGGUUUUGAACUUCACUUCAAAUGCUGCUUCCAAGUCUUUGAAUUUUGAAGCUGCCACUUCUCAGGAUUCAAGAUUUAAAGAAUCGUUACCGGGUCAAGUUCGAGCGCCGGCAGUGUUCAGGUGUAUUCAGGUGACGGCCAUUAGCGACGGUGAGGCGGAGGUUGCUUACCAAGCUACUGUGAAUAUAAGCGGCCAUGUGUUCAAGGGGUUCCUAUAUGAUCAUGGAGUCGAUGUGAAAAAUGCGUUUCCCUGUAUUUCGAAUGUCGUUUUCGAAAGCAGCAGCAACGGAAGGGAGAAGGAGAGGGAUUCUUCUUCACCAAUUGUUGAUCCACCAAACACCUUUGCGGCGUCCAGUGACCGACGGUCGGUUUAAGGUGAUGAACAAGAUUCAACCAAGCCAAGUUUGGUUGAAUGCACAUUUAUUAUAUACCAUUCGCAGAGUUCAUGCUUUCUUUUAUCUUUAUGAGGAAGGUUACAUAUAUUGAGAUUUAAUCUCCGGACUUGUUAGAUGCUGCCGCACGACGGACCUUGCAAUGGACAGUGGUACUUCUUCAGCAUAAUUUUGAUCAGUCAUAAGCACUGCAAAUUUGCUUUUGCUGUUCUGAAUCCAGGUCAGUUGCUUUACGACCUCGAUAACGAGUCUUAGUAGAACGAUUUCAGUUGUCAAUUUAUACGGAGCAUAGUUUUGGAAGUAUA
This is a messenger RNA of Hibiscus syriacus, 1619 nucleotides long. Its product is annotated as protein EXPRESSION OF TERPENOIDS 1-like. The transcript has 4 exons. Gene Ontology annotation, biological process: positive regulation of DNA-templated transcription. NCBI's taxonomy places the organism in Eukaryota, Viridiplantae, Streptophyta, Magnoliopsida, Malvales, Malvaceae. The record is from RefSeq and is a predicted model, not a curated record. The coding region runs from base 1 to 1296 and encodes 431 amino acids. Gene Ontology annotation, molecular function: DNA binding; DNA-binding transcription factor activity. Gene Ontology annotation, cellular component: nucleus.